This is a messenger RNA of Acanthosepion pharaonis, 1251 nucleotides long. Lineage: Eukaryota; Metazoa; Mollusca; Cephalopoda; Sepiida; Sepiidae. The record is from the annotation of a GenBank genome assembly.
AUGAUCUAUCUAUCUAUCUAUCUAUCUAUCUAUCUAUCUGUGGAUCCUACCACAACACUAUCUAUCUAUGCCUGUUCAUAUCUAUCUAUCUAUCUAUCUAUCUAUCUAUCUAUCUAUCUAUCUAUCUAUGUGUCUAUGUCUGUUCAUAUCUAUCUAUCUAUCUAUCUAUCUAUCUAUCUAUCUAUCUAUCUAUGCUUGUUCAUAUCUAUCUAUCUAUCUAUCUAUCUAUCUAUCUAUCUAGCCCAGUCUGUUCAUAUCUAUUUACCUGUAAUCUCAUUGUUAAUCUGUCUGCUAUCUAUUUAUUUUUGUUCUUAUCUAUCUAUCCCCCUCUUUCUCUCUCUCUCUGUCUGUCUGUCUCUCUCUCUCUCUAUAAAAUUAGCCCUUAUUCUCAUUGUCAUAUAUAUCGAUAUGUGUGUGACGCAAUAUCUAUCUAUCUAUCUAUCUAUCUAUCUAUCUAUCUAUCUAUCUAUCUAUCUAUGUAUCUCGGCUUCUUUAUCUAUCUAUCUAUCUAUCUAUCUAUCUAAUUCUGUUCAUAUCUAUCUAUCUAUCUAUCUAUCUAUCUAUCUAUCUAUCCGAGUAUCAUCAUUAAUCUAUCUAUCCCAGCUCGCAUACCUAUCACAGCCUGUUUAUAUCUAUCUAUCUAUCUAUCUAUCUAUCUAUCUAUCUAUCUAUCUGAGUCUCAUCACUGAUCUACCUAUCCCAGCUUGCAUACCUAUCUCAGUCUGUUCCUAUCUAUCUAUCUAUCUAUCUAUCUAUCUAUCUAUCCGAGUUUCAUCAUCAAUCUAUCUAUCCCAGUUUGCAUAUCUAUCUCAAUAUCUAUCUAUCUAUCUAUCUAUCUAUCUAUCUAUCUAUCUGUCUAUCUAUCUCAUCGUUAAUCUAUCUGUUAGAUGCUACAACGCUAUCUAUCUAUCUAUCUAUCUAUCUAUCUAUCUAUCUAUCUAUCUAUCAGUUUCACCGUUAAUUUAUCUAUCUAUCUAUCUACCUACCUACCUACCAACCUACCUAUCUAUUUUUCCCGCCAUUCAUCGCAGUGAAUACUUGAUCCAUGUCUCUCUAAUUUUUCGAUUAUUGGCAGGAAUGUCUUUUGGUCUCUGUACUCAACUUUUUCCAAAGACCCAAUUGCUAAGUAUCUACCAAGACCAAAACCCAGACUUGACUCUUACGAGCCCUGCCUCGGUGGCGUUUUCGUUUUUGUUUCUUUCUUUCUUUCUUUCUUUCUUUCUUUCUUUCUUUCUUUCUUUCUUUCUUUAA